Molecule: messenger RNA, 4746 nt
Organism: Paramuricea clavata
Lineage: Eukaryota; Metazoa; Cnidaria; Anthozoa; Malacalcyonacea; Plexauridae
Source: the annotation of a GenBank genome assembly
AUGCCAUUCCGAAACGAUGUGGUGGUUGGACUCCUCAUUGGCACAAAUUGCGCACGAGCGAUCAAACCACGUGAAAUCAUACCUGGUAAUGAUGAUGACCCUUACGCGAAAAGGACUGCACUUGGCUGGGGAAUCGUUGGCAUUGUCGAAGCGAAGGUAAACGAAGAAUCCGACGAGAAUUACGUUGUUGUGAAUCGAGUCAUCACACACGAAGCCAAUGUUGGUCCAGACAGAAAGAUUUGUCAUUUGGCCUUGAGAGCACAGGUCAAGGAGAUUAUGAACCCGAGUAUGUUUAAUCAAAUGUGCGAGUUAGAUUUCAGUGAACGAAGGAAAGAAGAACAACCUCUUUCCUACGAAGAUAAGAUGUUUAUUAAGAUGGUCAAGAAAGGAAUCCAUCAACGUGAAGAUGGUCAUUAUGAAAUACCCCUACCUUUCAAAGAUGACGAAGUGAAGCUGCCCAAUAUAACAAAAGUCAGGCAUUGAGCCGUCUUUCGAAGCUGAAGCAACGAUUCCUGAGAGACAAGAAAUAUCAAACCGACUACCUGACAUUUAUGAAUGGAAUCAUUGCUAGUAACUACGCCGAACUUGUUCCUCAGGAAGAGAUGAAAUUGGACGAUGGUCGAAUUUGGUAUCUACCGCACCAUGGUGUCUAUCAUCAUAGAAAACCUGACAAGAUAAGAGUAGUCUUUGACUGUAGUGCAGUAUACAAAGGACAAUCCCUAAAUCAAAAUCUAUUACAAGGACCUGACCUUACAAACAGUCUGCUGGGCGUUCUUUGUCGUUUCCGCCAAGAUGACACUGCUUUCAUGUGCGAUCUCGAGGCUAUGUUCCACCAAGUGAUGGUGAAUGUCAACGAUCGAAAUUUCCUUCGUUUCCUAUGGUGGAAGGAUGGUGAUUUGGACAACGAACCAAUUGUGUACCGAAUGACAGCGCACUUAUUUGGAGCAACUUCAUCACCUGGUUGCGCCAACGUUGGUCUAAAGACGACAGCCGAUGACUACGAAAGAGAAUGUGGUAGCCAAGCAGCCAAUUUUGUGAGAGAUAAUUUUUAUGUUGACGACGGAUUAAAGUCUGUUUCCACGCCCACCGAUGCUAUCGAUCUAAUCCAGAAGACCAAAACGCUAUGCAAGAAAGGAGGCUUUCGUCUUCACAAGAUAAUCUCGAACAGUAAGGAAGUCAUUGAAGCAGUUCCCCCCGAAGAACGCGCGAAAGGCAUUCAAGACCUGGAUCCAACUCGUGAUGCCCUUCCAAUUGAGAGAGCCCUGGGAGUCCAAUGGUGCGUGGAAUCUGAUACUCUUAAAUUUCGGAUUGAAUUGGCUGACCGACCACUUACAAGAUGAGGCAUCUUGUCAACAGUGAGUUCUGUGUUUGACCCCUUGAGAGUCCUUGCUCCGUUCGUGCUAAUUGGAAGGAGAAUCCUUCAAGAGUUAUGUAGAGAUGGAGCGAAUUGGGAUGACAAGAUUCCAGAUUAUCUGUUGUCGAGAUGGGAAAGUUGGAGAAACGACGUAGUACUCUUAGCAAAACUAAGUAUCCCUCGUUGCUAUGUACCAGUCGACUUUUGAGAAAUCAAAGUAGUGGAAAUGCAUAAUUUCUCGGACGCAAGUGAAAUUGGUUACGGACAGUGUUCCUAUUUGAGGCUCGUUGAUCAUCUUGGGUCGGAUUCAUUGUUCGUUGGUGUUGGCGAAAUCUCGAGUGGCACCGUUGAAGCUUGUAACAAUUCCUCGUUUAGAGCUUACUGCUGUGUUGGUGACGGCGAAAGUCGGGGUGUUAUUGAAAAGGGAGUUAGAGUACGAGCAAGUCAAUGAGUUCUUUUGGUCCGACAGUAAAGUCGUACUUGGGUACAUUUUCAACAGUGCGCGUCGUUUCCAUGUCUUCGUCGCAAACAGAAUUGAACAGAUUCGGGACCUUACUUCACUUGCUCAAUGGAGAUAUGUAGAGUCGAAAGAUAAUCCAGCUAAUUAUGCUUCCCGUGGUCUUUACGCCCAAGACUUAAUUGACAAGAAAGAGUGGUGGCAUGGACCCGAUUUCCUUUGGACCAAUUUUGACACACAGCGAGGUGUAAUCGAGAACGCAGUCGCUGUUUCUCCAGAUGACCCCGAAGUGAGAAAGACUUCCACACUUGUCACUGAGGUCAAGGAACUAGCAGACAUUGAAGAACGUUUGCGUCGUUUUUCCAGUUGGAAUCAAGCUAAGAGAGCUAUUUCGUUUUGUCUUCGUCUUAGAAAGAGACUUAUAAAUCAGCUGCGUCAGAAGAGUUCGUCAGCCUCCGAUGGUAAUAAGCCGGAGCGGAAAGAAAUCGAAGAUGACGGACAAACAAAUCCCAUUAGUAAAGAUUUGAAACAGCUAGUGAAUAAAAGCAUCAAGGCUACCAGACAAGAAAAGUUGUCCUACAAGCCAGUAAACGUCGAAAAACUCCAGGAUGCUGAAAGUGAAAUCAUCAGGAUUGUUCAGAACAAAGCAUUCGACGAUGAGAUUGUUUUAUUAGGUCAUCAGGAUCCACAGAACAUAACCCCUCCCUCCGGAGAUGUUCAAAACCAAGUCAGAAAAACUGUGAAAAUAUCGAGUUCAAUUUAUCAACUAGAUCCGUUCCUUGGUAAGGAUGGUAUCCUGCGUGUGGGUGGCCGAAUCAGACGUGCAAGUAUUCCUGAGAACGUUAAGCACCCAUGUAUCUUUCCAAGAAAAGGCCAUGUGACCUAGUUAGUUAUCUCAGAUAACUAUCUGUCACCAUCAUCAGAAGGUUGCACACCAAGGACGCGGAAUGACGCAUAACAACAUCAGAUCGUCCGGAUUCUGGAUCAUCGGUGGACGAUCAGCUGUCGCCAGUCACAUUUCAAAGUGCGUAAAAUGCAGAAAACUUCGUGGUUCAUUGCAGGAACAGAAAAUGGCAGAUCUGCCAGCAGAUCGUCUGGACCCUGCUCCUCUUUUCGCUUACAGCGCGGUCGACUAUUUUGGACCUUGGCUAAUUAAAGAAAGACGCCGACAAGUUAAGAGAUAUGGAGUCUUAUUCACUUGUUUGGCAUCACGAGCCAUUCAUUUAGAGACAGCCAACAGUCUGGAUACUAGUUCCUUUUUAAACGCCUAUCGUCGGUUUAUUGGACGUCGGGGUCCAGUGCGUCACCUGAGAUCAGAUCGAGGUACUAACUUUGUUGGCUGCAAGAAUGAACUGAAAGAAGCGCUAACAGAAAUGAAUCAGGAGGCUAUAAAACUGAAACUAUUGGAAGAAAAUUGUGACUGGAUUGAAUUCCGAAUGAAUGUACCGCAUGCGAGUCACAUGGGUGGCGUCUGGGAGCGUCAAAUACGGACUGUACGAAAUGUUUUGACAGUUUUACUGGACAACCAUGGAACCAUUGUGGACGAUGAGUCAUUGCGAACCUUCAUGGUGGAAGCCGAAGCGAUUGUAAACAGCCGACCGCUUACCACUGAAAAUCCAGACCACCUUGAACCUAUAACCCCUAACCACUUGCUGACGAUGAAGAGCAAAGUCAUUCUACCUCCUGCUGGAAACUUUCAGGGUGCAGACACUUAUUCGAGAAAAAGAUGGCGUCGGGUUCAGUAUCUGGUUAACGAGUUUUGGUACCGUUGGAGAAACGAAUUUAUUCAAUCCUUACAAGUACGGCAAAAAUGGAUGCGUCCCCGAAAGAAUCUUAAGAUUGGAGAUGUGGUCAUUGUCAAGGAUAUAGAUACGCCUCGCAACCGAUGGAAGCUCGCAAGAAUUGUAGAGACAUAUCCCGAGAAUGACGGACUCGUUCUAAAGGUCAAAAUCGCCUUAGCUGACAGUACUUUAGACGACCAAGGAAGACGAAAACGACCUAUUUCCUAUUUAGAUCGACCUGUUCAGAAAUUGGUUCUCCUCCUGUCCAGAGAUGAGUAUGAAGACCGGGGAGUCCCCGACGAGGAGCCAUGUGUAAAGCCAGGAUCAUAAUGACGAGUGGUAAACUGUUGACGUCGAUAAACGAUAAGUUUUAAUUUUAAGUAGUUAAAUUGCUAUACAAUUUAGAGGAGCCAUGUUAAGAAUUGACUUCUAAUUAGUUUAAUUAUUCUAAACAGUUUAUGAUAAGAUAUGCAUGAAUAAAUAAUUAACCCAAAAAGAUUAGUAGGUAGAAUUUGGAAUUGUUUAGUUAUAGUUAGAGCGCUUAUAGUCAGAGCGCAUCGAAAUCGAACGGUGAUAUAAACGAGAGUUAUUAACUAAGAGUUUAUGAAAAGGGAUCUGCGGGGACAGAGGUACGUUUAUAUAAUAAUAUACUGUAGUGAUUUAUAAUUGUAAUAUAUGGCAAAGUAGAUAGAUUUAUGACUUGUAAUUAUUGUUUAUUUUAGUUUUUACGUACUGUCCUGGAUAAAUAUACGUUUAACAUACAAGAAGACUAUAGACCACGAAGAGUCUAUGCGUUUGUAACAUAGACCACGAAAGGUCUAUGCGUUGUUGUUAGUUUGUUUUGUCGAGUUUAUCGGGACGGUUCAGUUAUCUCAGCCGCUCUCAAAGUCCGAUCCUUUACAUAGAUAGUCAAAACCUUUUUAUUUGAAUCUUAAAUACACUACAGUCUACGACAUAAACGUAAAAUAUAUUAUUAUAUAAGUAUACAGGGUGUAUCAAAAUAAACGCAAUUCAUCUUUUGUGCUUAAUAACUUUCGAAAUACUAUUUCUAGUUAAACGCUUUUAGGCUUACUUCAAAGCCUGUUCUUUUCUCUUUCAAACAAACUAUUAUCCUUGUCUCCAAUGCUAGUAAUAAUUGCACAGGAAAAGAUUUA